Aspergillus affinis is the source of this 1083-nucleotide messenger RNA. RefSeq names its product WD40 repeat domain-containing protein. Gene Ontology annotation, cellular component: catalytic step 2 spliceosome. Lineage: Eukaryota; Fungi; Ascomycota; Eurotiomycetes; Eurotiales; Aspergillaceae. The record is from RefSeq and is a predicted model, not a curated record. Bases 1 to 1083 code for a protein of 360 amino acids. Gene Ontology annotation, molecular function: RNA binding; protein binding. The transcript has 5 exons.
AUGAUGUCUGGAGAAAAGCGACCCGCUCAAACGGCCUUUGGCUCGUCUAACCAGGUCGUCGUGAAACGAAAGAAGUCGGACGCCGAUCUCAAUGAUGGCACAGCUGUUGUCAAAAGCUCAUCGCAAAAUGGAGCUCUGGUUCAAUCAGUUCCCCGCACCAGUGGGCUGGAUGCACCAAUUAUGGAGCUUUCAGGCCAUUCCGGCGAAAUCUUCUCCGUUCGAUUUGAUCCCACUGCGCAGCACAUAGCUUCCGGCUCAAUGGAUAGAAACAUCCUGCUUUGGAAUACGUACGGACAAUGCGAAAACUACGGCGUUCUUUCGGGCCACCGAGGGGCCGUCCUUGACCUGCAAUGGUCUCGCGAUUCCAAGACGAUUUUCUCCGCGUCGGCCGACAUGACACUUGCAAGCUGGGACUUGGAAACGGGCCAGAGAAUUCGGCGCCACGUCGGUCACGAAGAAAUCAUCAAUUGCCUCGAUAUUAGCAAAAGAGGACAGGAGCUCUUAGUGAGCGCAAGCGACGACGGUUGUGUAGGAAUAUGGGAUCCUCGGCAAAAGGAUGCGGUUGAAUACCUGGAGUCUGAAUUGCCUAUUACUGCGGUGUCCCUGUCGGAGACGGGAAAUGAAAUCUACAGCGGUGGCAUCGACAAUACCAUCCACGUCUGGGACCUGCGCAAGAAGGCCGUGGCUUACUCGAUGGCGGGGCACAUGGACACCAUUACCUCUCUUGAAAUUUCGCCCGACUCGCAAACUCUUCUAUCCAACUCCCACGACUCGACUGUCUGCACCUGGGAUAUCCGACCCUUCGCGCCGACGAAUCGGCACAUCAAGACCUAUGACGGCGCCCCCGUUGGCCUGGAGAAGAACCUCAUCCGUGCAAGCUGGGAUCCGAGUGGCGAGAAAAUCGCCGCAGGAAGCGGUGAUCGGAGCGUGGUUGUGUGGGAGACUAAGACUGGUAAACUUUUGUACAAGCUUCCCGGUCACAAGGGGACUGUCAACGACGUACGGUUCUCGCCGAACAUGGAACCUAUCAUUGUUUCCGCAUCGUCUGAUCGGGGUCUUAUGCUGGGUGAACUAGGCAAGUGA